Messenger RNA from Lineus longissimus, 945 nucleotides. RefSeq lists its product as uncharacterized. The transcript has a single exon. Bases 1 to 945 code for a protein of 314 amino acids. Gene Ontology annotation, molecular function: mannosyltransferase activity. Gene Ontology annotation, biological process: mannosyl-inositol phosphorylceramide biosynthetic process. The record is from RefSeq and is a predicted model, not a curated record. Lineage: Eukaryota; Metazoa; Nemertea; Pilidiophora; Heteronemertea; Lineidae.
AUGUGUUCCAGUCAGGCCCGGAAUAACGCCGGGUACAACGACACUUCUCGCGGAGCGCGGAUUACGAGGAUCGUGCAUCAGACAUGGAAGAACGAAAGCAUACCGAAAGUAGCCGUGAACUGGAUCAAGAAGUGGCAAAAGACGAACCCAGAUUGGGAAUAUUGGUUCUGGACGGAUAAAGAUGUGGAGAUUUUCUUUCAGAAAAAGUAUCCGCAGUUUUUAAACUUGUAUAAAAAUUUCCCGCGUUCACAUGCGGCGAUUCAGCGCGCGGACAUGAUGCGGUAUUUUAUCCUUUACGAAUAUGGCGGAGUGUAUGCCGACCUUGACCUUGAACCCAUGAAGUCCUUGAACCCUAUCAGUGACAGGUAUCCGUGCAUAUUUUCCGAGGAACCGGAGGAGCACUCAAAAAUCCUCCGGCCAAAAUAUCUAAACGAGUACGGAGCGCUCGUUUGUAACGCGUUCAUUGCUUGUCGUCCUGGACAUCCGUUUUUGAAAUACAUUUUAGAUCAUUUAGAAGAAAGCUUCAACAAGACUCUAAAAACUAAAAGCGUGAUGUAUAGCACUGGGCCAGCGAUGGUGUCAGUUCUACACGCAGAAUAUAUAAAAUCACGACCGGAUUUGUGCCAUAACGAACGUGAUCGUGCAAUCGUUGCGGAUUCAAAAUAUUUUAUGGGCAUCUACGACGGAUCGCAGACUCCCAAGCUCGCCCACAUGUGCGCAACUAAAGAGAACUUGCCAGAGUUUCGGAGCAAAGCCUGCGAACGCCUCAUUCGUAGGAUGUUUCAGAACAGACCAGGGAAGGACACUUAUACAGUGCACCAUUGGUUCCACACAUGGACACCAAAGGGACAAAAGUACCUCCCACAGAAAGGCCAUCCGGCGAUUCAUAUCAAAGAGGUGCUUCCCAAAGCGAAACUUGUGGGGGACAUGUUCGGUUUUCAAUAG